AUGUUUGGUCUCUUCUCCGGCCAGCGGAAGGCGCCGCAGCGCGUGUCGACCGACCGCGUGGUCCCAGUCGGGUUCUUUGACGAUACUGUCAUCUUCAGGACGUUCGUCUUGUACACGCUCUUCGUCUUCGACGAUGUACUGGAUGCCGCCAAGCUUCGCGGGUCUCUCGAGAGUGUGGUGAGCCGUCCCGGCUGGGACAAGCUGGGGGCUAGGCUCAGGCGAAACGAUCGUGGAGAGCUCGAACAUCACAUACCACAAAAGUUCUCCCGGGACCGUCCCGCCAUCGGCUACGACCACGUGGAUCUAAAUGACGUGGCGAUCGAGGACCAUCCUUCGGCAUCGCGGAUCCCCCGUCCGCCAUCCGAUGGGAGACCGGCAGUUGUGGGAGACCCGAAUGAAUUGGACGACCUCAUCCAUGGUCCCCGGAUCCCGAAGGGGCUGGAUGACUACCUCUACGAGGACCAACCCGAGCUCGGCCUCCGAAUCGUGUCUUUCAAGAACUCGACAGUUGUCGUACUGCACUGGAUACACCUGGCCAUCGACGCCGUCGGUAUGAGGUCCCUCAUGCAGGCCUGGAUGCUGGCUCUCCAGGGAAGGCAUGAGGCGAUACCGAAACCGCUCGCCGCCGAGCAGUAUGCCUUGGAAGACGUCGGAAAAGCUCCCAAGGAAACCCAUGUGCUCGCUGACCGGCUCCUGUCCAUGCCGGGUCUCAUUUCAUGGGUGGUCCGGAAUGCGUACGGCCUCGCCUUUUGCAAGAAGGAGCAUCGCAUGGUCUGCAUGCCGGCGGCGUACCUCGAGAAGCUGAGGGAGAAGGCUCUGGUGGAACUUGCUGCUGCUGCUGAAGCGGCCAGCGAGGGCAGAAAGGACUCGCCGUUCGUGAGUGACGGCGACGUCCUCGUAGCGUGGGCUGCGCGUCUGUCCAUGUCAAAUCUGCCGAAAGACUCUGAGAGAUUGGUCGCCAUCCAACAGGCAUAUCAGUGGCGGCCGGUCCUGAAGGACCUCAUACCGCCCGAGCGACCAUUCCUCAGCAACUGCGUCGGUUUCUUGGUCACACUCAUCCCGGCAAAGGACCUUCUCCAGAAGCCGCUCAGCUACGCGGCGUCGCAGGUUCGCAGGUCUGUCAAGGAGCAAGGCUCGCGCGAGCAGGUCGAGGCGUACGCCGAGCUCAUCCGACGGGACCCCGGGAACAGGGCGCCGCCGUUUCUCGGCGCGAGCUCCAUGCAACUGAUCGGGUUCUCGAACUGGCAGCAGGGCAACGUGUACGGGCUCGACUUGUCGUCCGCUGCCGUCGGGCCGCGGGACGCGCCGCUGAUGCCGUCGUACGUGCAGAAUGUGCAGGGGCCGUACAACUUCACAGACGGGAUCAUCAUCGUGGGCAAGGAUGCAGGGGGGAACUACUGGAUGUCGGGAUAUAGAGUCCAGGGGCUCUGGGAGUUGAUGGAGAGAGAGAUGGCUAAGGAGGAAAUAUGA
Messenger RNA from Colletotrichum higginsianum IMI 349063, 1470 nucleotides. RefSeq names its product BCL5p. The record is from RefSeq and is a predicted model, not a curated record. Lineage: Eukaryota; Fungi; Ascomycota; Sordariomycetes; Glomerellales; Glomerellaceae. The transcript has 3 exons. The coding region runs from base 1 to 1470 and encodes 489 amino acids.